UGCCAAAAACAGAAAGUAUGAGACAGUUGUUCGCCCUUUGGUUUCCCUGACCAUUUUACUAUUUUCGGUUCUUCAUGCUGAUACCGUGACCAAAAAAUCUCUCUGCCUUUUCAAAAAUCAACAAAAUCCCUUCACAAACCUAUCUUUUACAAAUUGUUUCUUAGUAAACUCUCUCUGCUUUACUUUCUCUGUUUUUCUCUUUGCCCAAUUUACAACUCAAAAUUUGCAAAAGGUUAAGGGAUUCUUAUUUUGAACAUUCGGAUUUUGUGAUUUGAGGGUGAAGAUGUCUCAUAGAAGAUCAGGGAAAAGUGGGAGCACUAACUCAGAGUUGGAAGAGUUGAAGUAUAAAUACUAUAAAGAUUUAAGAGAUAAAAGAGUCAAAAUUAGACGUUCUGGGAAAUAUUUCGAAUGUCCAUGCUGUCAUGAUUCAGGUAAAGAGUAUGAUUCACAAGAGCUUCUAAGGCAUGCUUCCCGCAUCGGUAGAGAAUCAAAGAGUGCUAGUUUGAGAGACAAGGCUAGACAUUUGGGAUUGUACAAGUACUUGGAUAGGUACAUAGAUGCAGACAAGAACAUAUCUGAAUCAAGUAAGAGGAAAUGUUCUGAGCCACCAGGGAAGAGUUCUCGAGAUGCCAAGAGUGAUCCAGUAGAGCCAUCUCAGAUCAGUGAGAAGUCCAAAGGUGGAGGAAAAUUUUAUUUGUCUGCUGCUAGGACCAUUGAAGCAGUAGAUAGAUCUGUUGAUGGUGCUGAAGAGCCUCCGAGAAGGGAAAAACUAAAUGCGGAGAACAAAGUGGCAUCCGAACCUCCUCGCAGAAGUACUAAAGAUGGUCUGCCAGUGCCACCCCAACCUGUCCUAGCAUCUAAUAGGCCAUUUAUCAGCAAAGCCAAGGAUGAUCAAUUAGUUGUUCCUUGGAUGGGAAUAGUAGCCAAUAUCCCAGUUGAAUAUAAGGAAGGUAGAUAUGUAGGUAAAAGUGGAACAAAUCUAAAGAAGGAGUGGAUUGAGAAAGGGUUUAAUCCAGAGAGGGUUCAUCCUUUGUGGAACUUCCAGGGUCACACUGGAUAUGCCAUAGUUGAAUUUAAAGGGGAUUGGUCUGGAUUCAUGAAUGCUAUGGCAUUUGAAAAAGCAUUUGAAUUGGAUAAACAUGGGAAGAGAGACUGGAAUUCAGUAAGACGUCGAGAUGAUAAAUUGUAUGCUUGGAUUGCACGUAAUGAAGAUUACUACUCUAAUGGUCCUGUUGGUAAACAUCUCCGCAAACAUGGAGAUCUAAAGUCAGUUUCUGAAAUACAAGAAGAGAACAAGAGGAAAGAUUCAAGUCUGCUAUGCAACUUAACAAAUGCGUUAGAGAUGAAGAACAAGGAAUGUGAAGAGAUGAAGAAGAAAAUAAGCAGAACAGAAGUUUUUAUGGAUAAUGUGAUGAGUCAAAAGGAGAAGAUGAUCCAAUGCUACAAUGACGAGAUGGAGAUGAUGCGGGAUAAAGCAUUCAAUCAGCUUCAAGAUUGCGUACGUGAGCAUGAAGAAAGUAAAAAGCAACUUGAAGCUCAAAAACAGAAAUUGAUGCUACAAGAACAAGAAUUGAGAAAACGUGAAGUACUUAAUGAGAGUGAGAAAAGAAAGCUUGACCGCCAGAAAGAGAUGAAUGAAAGGGCAAUCUUGGAGCAGAGAAAUGCAGAUGAACAAAUGUUGAAAUUGGCUGAAGAUCAUAAGAGAGUAAAGGAACAACUUCAUCAAAGAAUAAUUGAACUUGAAGCAAACCUUGAUCAGAAGCAAGCGCUACAGUUGCAGAUUGAGCGCUUGAGAGGUUCCAUGGAAGUGAUGAGACUCAUGAAUGAGGAAGGAGAUCUCGAAGCUAAGAAGAAACUGGAUUCAAUUCAGGAAGAAAUCAAAGAGAGUGAAGAAGAACUUGAAAGCUUGGAAACACUGAAUCAAGCUCUAAUUAUAAAGGAAAGACUUACAAAUGACGAGGUGCAGGAAGCCCGUAAAGAACUAAUCGAUGGUUUAAAGGAUAGCCGUGCAGCCCGUGCUAAUAUCUGUGUCAAGAGAAUGGGAGAACUUAAUGAGAAGCCAUUCCAUGCUGCUGCAAAAAGAAUGUAUAACUCUGAAGAAGCAGCAGAGAAAGCAGUGGAAGUAUGUUCCUUGUGGGAGGAUCACCUGAGAAAUCCAAACUGGCAUCCGUAUAAGGUUAUCCAAAAGGGUCAAGCUGCUGAGGAAAUAAUUGAUGAAGAUGAUGAGAAAUUGAAGGAAUUAAAAGCCGAGUAUGGUGAUGAAGUGUAUCAAUCAGUGGUAACUGCCUUAAAUGAGCUGAAUGAGCAUAACCCGAGUGGUAGGUACCCAGUACCAAAGUUGUGGAAUAACAAGGAAAAGAGAACCGCAUCAUUGAACGAAGGAGUUGAGCACAUAUUGAAACAGUGGAAGGCGCAUAAGAGGAAAACAAGAUGAAGCAUUUGACUGAACUUUGAGGGGAAAGAAGCAGGAAAAUUGAUUAUCAUUACAUGAUUAAUUCAAGUAGGCAAGCUCAACCAUUACCAGGAAUUCUCAGUCUUGCAAAAACAUCAUCAUUUAUGCAGCCCUUCUUUUUGCUCUAAAUUCAGAUGAGACAGUUUGUUCUUCAUCUCUGAUGGUUUUUGUCUUUAGAUACAUUGCAGCUCAAGUAUUGUGUAAAUUCUGACCACAAACAGGCAACAACUAGAAAUAUAUGGGUUAAGUCAUUGAAUAGUUUACUUUAGAAACCUGGUUUCAGAGGAAUACUCUAUAAUCUGCAGCAUGGUGCUCUUUCAUUCUCUUUAUCAACACCUCUAUCCAUUAUAUUAUGUUCC
This is a messenger RNA of Lycium ferocissimum, 2811 nucleotides long. Its product is annotated as factor of DNA methylation 4-like. The coding region runs from base 284 to 2434 and encodes 716 amino acids. The transcript is spliced from 7 exons. Gene Ontology annotation, biological process: gene silencing by siRNA-directed DNA methylation. The record is from RefSeq and is a predicted model, not a curated record. Lineage: Eukaryota; Viridiplantae; Streptophyta; Magnoliopsida; Solanales; Solanaceae.